Molecule: messenger RNA, 1854 nt
Organism: Trametes versicolor FP-101664 SS1
Lineage: Eukaryota; Fungi; Basidiomycota; Agaricomycetes; Polyporales; Polyporaceae
Exons: 10
Coding region: 1-1854 (617 amino acids)
Biological process (GO): intracellular iron ion homeostasis; iron ion transport; copper ion import
Cellular component (GO): plasma membrane
Molecular function (GO): ferric-chelate reductase activity
Source: RefSeq, a predicted model, not a curated record
AUGGCGGCGGCGGCGGCGCUCGCGGCAGAAGACCGAGCCAUUUGGGUGGAGCGGAACAAGGAGUACUCUUACCAGCUGUGGUGGUUCGUCGCCAGCUUCAUCGGCCUCGUCGCAGUCGGCCAGCUCCUCUCUUGGUUCUCGGCUCGCCUCUUCAGGCCGCCUUGUCCCUCUCCGCUCACAGAGAAGAGUGACGCCGAAGGACGCGGUGCCGUCCGCGCCCGUCGGUUCUCCUGGAGUCGGAUGCCCAUCGCGCUGGUCAACUACUUCCGCAUGCUCGCCUUCAGGAACACCGUCGACUUCGGCGAGAAGUACAGCUUCACCUAUGCAGAGGCCUUCAUCACCCUUGGUUACGUCGUCGCCAUUUUCACGUGGGAGUUUGUGAACACGACGGACCUUUUUGGAAACCUCUUGAGCUUUACCUAUUGGUCGGGGAGAGCAGGGGCACUGGCCGUUAGCCAGUUUCCGUUGAUCACUGCGCUCGGGACGAAGAACAGCAGCAUUGCUUAUAUCACAGGAGUCAGCUAUGACAAGUUGAACUUCAUUCAUCGCAUGAUGGCUCGUGUCGUGUUCGUCCUCCUUUGGGUUCACGCGGGCUCCAAGACGACGUACAUCCAAGUAGCCUUGGCCGCCAUCAUCGCUUUCACCAUUCUAGUGAUCGUCGCGCAUCGGUCUAUCCGUGCUCGUUACUAUGAAUUCUUCUUCUUCACGCAUUUUGCGAUGGUCAUGAUUAUGCUCAUCGGCGGUUACUUACACGCAAAGAACUUCUCUCCGCUCUACACCUACAUCUGGCCUUCGUUCAUCAUCUGGGGAGCCGAUCGCUUCCUGCGCCUGUUCCGUCUGGUGUACUACAACAACUACUUCUGCUCCUCCGCCCCGCGGCCCCUCACAGGCAUCGACGCUUCCGUGGAGCUCCUUUCGGCCCAGUUUGUGCGCUUGCGCUUCCAUCGGCCCCCGCAGCUCAAGUGGACGCCCGGCCAGGCUGCUUUCCUGAUCAUGCCCUCCGUCUCCACCAUCCCGUUCGAGGCGCACCCAUUCACGAUUGCCAGUGUCGACUCGCGUUACCGACUGCAAGGGAAGUCUAUGCCGAUGGAGCGGACGGACUCGCUGUCAACGAUGAACGACCGGACCGACAUGCCUCUGAUAGGUAUCCCAGCGUCGGAGGAGCUACAAUUUAUGAUCAAUGUUCGCGAGGGCUUUACGAAGCGGCUCGCGCAGGCGGCGGAGAUGGGCCGGAAGGUCAAGGUCUUCGUAGAUGGGCCGUAUGGGUUCUCUCCCAACUUGCACGGCGACGACACGGUCGUGCUCGUAGCAGGCGGUUCUGGUAUCUCUCUCGUUCUCUCCAUGUUCCUCGGACUCGUGAGCGACGUCCAGAACGGCAAAAGCAGGUGCAGGAGGGUCGUCUUUGUGUGGUCUAUCCGUGAUCCUAAGCAACUGGACUGGAUAUCCGAGGCGAUGGGCAACGCCCUCGAGGUCGCCCCGGAGAAGCUUGACAUCUCCGUCCGUAUCUUCAUGACCGGCCGCGCACGGAUGCCCGACCAGACGCCCCUUAUGAGCGACAGCGACGACGACGGAAAUAUGUCCUCCGACGAGAUGACAACACCUACCAUGGAGAUGAUGGAGAUGCGCAGGCCUCUGAUGAGCUUCGCUGCCGUCCAGCUUACCCAUGGUAGGCCGGAGCUGGGCAAGCUUCUUAAGGACGAGGUGUCGGCCACUGUUGGUCGCAUUUCUGUCACCGUCUGUGGGUCUCAAGCGAUUGCGAAGGCAUGUCGUGACGCUCUCCGGUUGCCGUUCAUCGAGCCUCUGUACGGCGGCCCUAGCGUCGUGCUCCACGUUGAGUCGUUUGGUUACGCAUAG